AGAGCGACUGUCUGCUGUAACUUAUGUGGAAGAUUCAGAAGAAACUGCAGAUUUUAUUAAAACACACGGCCAGCUUCACUUUCAGUUGCAGUUAAUGGUGUGUGAGAGGAGUGGCGCCCUGCAGACAGACUGCCUGGCUCUGGAACGAUUCUUACAGCGCCUCAGCCUGGUACACACACAGGUGAAAAUUCAUUACAAGCUUCAGGUGAACGGGGCACCUUCCUUACGAAUCUAUGGUGAUAAACAGGGCUGCAGGUUCUCACUAAAGGGCAGGAGUUUGCUCACUGACAGUGCCCACUAUUUAACGUAUGAUGGUUCUGUGCUGGUUGAGCAGUGCGGCCGGGUGCACCCGGUCUCAGGCAGGGCUGUGUCUCUCUCGCUGCCCCAGGGUGUGGUGGAGUCAGGGCUUGGAGGAGAGCUCACCAUGCUCCCUGUAGCAGCCCUGUGCCCCUGCCUCAGACAGCACCCCAACAAGCCAGCUAGCAUCACCAGCCUUCACAUAUCCUUUCAACAGCACAGCACAGCAGAGCUAGCAUUGCAGGGAAGGGAAUAA
Acipenser ruthenus (sterlet) is the source of this 553-nucleotide messenger RNA. Its product is annotated as type 2 DNA topoisomerase 6 subunit B-like. The transcript is spliced from 5 exons. Gene Ontology annotation, biological process: meiotic DNA double-strand break formation. The record is from RefSeq and is a predicted model, not a curated record. Lineage: Eukaryota; Metazoa; Chordata; Actinopteri; Acipenseriformes; Acipenseridae. The coding region runs from base 95 to 553 and encodes 152 amino acids.